AUGCUAUGGCCCGAUCUCCCUCAUGAAGCCCUGGGACAUUCACAGGCUGACAAAGAGGCAGUCGUGGAGCCCACGGAGAUGGAGUCAGAAGCGUCAGCCACGAAGGAAUUUCUGAGCCAGUCGCACCGCCUUGCGGUCAUGCCCUUACUGUCGCAUGGCGACCACAUGCGCAGAAUUGACGACAUGGCCAGUUCAUCAGUUGAAGAAGGCAAAGCACAGGGCAACAAGUCCGCCUGCUGCGAAAAGUGCGACUGGCACCCCUUGGAAGCUGGUGCCGAGAGCGGUUGCUUUGGACAGCCCUUGGAGUUGCCCAUUGACGAGCCGCUUUGGCCCAUCCGAGAGGACCAGAAACCCAAGGUUGUGUCCUCUGUGGAUGAGUUCCUUGAGAUCGUGCAAAUGCAGACGCAUUUGGAUCGAGUCGUGGUCUUGCGGAAUGGCAUUGGCUUGCUUCGGCAAGGUGAUGCAGCACCAGAGCAGCUGCGCCAAGCAGCCCAGAGCUCUCGUUCCGUUCGGGACGUCCUCGGCCGGCUGGAGCGCAGCGCCUCGGCGAGCUUCAGGGCUCGCCUGUGGCACUACAGCCAGCGUGGCCGAGAAAAGGAGAUCAAGGUCCCGAAAAGCAAAGUGAAAGGGUCGGAGCUUGACAAGAAGAGCUUGGCAGCUCUUACUCAACAGCUCCACACACUCGGAACUGCCAAAGUGUCUCCGGACGCCGCGCUGUACAUUUCCGAGCUUCGCUGGCAGCAGAAGGUCAGACAUCCUUUGAACCCUGAAGAAGAGGUGAAAACCGCUACGAACUGCGACAUUUUUGAUGUGGCGCCUUUUUCAAAGCAUUUGCCACUCUGGGAACGCUCCGAGGGAGGAAUUUUCAUCGGCGAGCGUGGGGCCGGAUCUGGGCUUCAUGUUGACCAAUGCCUGUGGUCCAACGUAGGCCGCAAUUGGUGUGGUUUCAAGCUCUUUGCCAUUUGGCCUUGGUCCGAAAGGCAUCAAAUCCUGGAUGAUGCGGGCAAAGGUGCCAUUUUUUCUCCCCCGCUGACACCGAAAGAGGAAGCCUUCCUAAGUCGAGCAAAGACUGUCGCACUGGUGGGCCCUGGAGAUGUUUGGGUGUUUUCAGGGGGACAGCCUCAUACGGCCAUGUGCGUGGGCGAUGGAAUCAACAUCUGUGCCUAUGAGUCAUUUGUACCUGCACAUGAGGAGGCCAUGCAGUUGCUGGUGCACUCCAACACAAAGGCAUCCCACUGGCGAAACUGCUGGAUGGAUGAUGAUGAUUUGGAUGAGCUCUACGAGGAUGUUGUGGAUUCGUUGCAACGCGCUUUGAGAGAUUCCAAACUCAACCCCCGACUGCGAAGUCGUUUGGAAGGCUGUCGGAAAGUGAUGCGUGAGUGCGACGAUAGCUAUUGCAAAGAGCUCUGGGACCAAGAGGACCGCGGCCAACGCCGCCGCAAGAGAGAGGAAUCGGAGGACUGCACUUCAAGUGAACCAGAUGCCGAGAAAGGCUCUGACAACAAGAAACUGCGAGUGGAUGUUAAGUCUUCGUCGCCCGGAUCGGUUUGA
Messenger RNA from Cladocopium goreaui, 1551 nucleotides. NCBI's taxonomy places the organism in Eukaryota, Dinophyceae, Suessiales, Symbiodiniaceae. The record is from the annotation of a GenBank genome assembly.